This is a messenger RNA of Boleophthalmus pectinirostris (great blue-spotted mudskipper), 1536 nucleotides long. Its product is annotated as protein PRR14L. The transcript has 7 exons. Lineage: Eukaryota; Metazoa; Chordata; Actinopteri; Gobiiformes; Gobiidae. The record is from RefSeq and is a predicted model, not a curated record. Bases 87 to 893 code for a protein of 268 amino acids.
UUUCCCAUGAUGCCUUGGGAACAGUGGGGGAGUGGCGUUUCUCUGGCUCCGCCCCUCGCUCCUGUCGCCGCGGCGACGUGAGAACGAUGAUGUCAUGGCUGACGACGGCUCCCGGCCCCGCCUCCGCGCGGCGGUUGCCGUGGCGCCUGUCGCUGGUGGCCGUGGAGAUGGCGGUGGGCGUGUCCCUGAGUGAUGUCACUGUGGCUCCGGAGCGCCCCCUGCUGGACCACAGCGCCCCCCCGUACAUCAGCACCGAGCACAGUUACGGUCGCUCGUCUUGGCUCAGUUUGGGGAUUUCUGCCCGGCGACAGCAGAGACAUAGAGCCAAUCACAGCGCUCGCAGACGGCCCCUCCCCCUUCCUCCCGUGCCGACCAAUGGGCUCACAGCGUCACUGACAACUACCCAAUCAGCUGUGAGCGCUGAUCUGCCCGGCAACAAGAGAGACGUGAAGAGAGUUUCUCAGAUCCGGAUUCGUCGAGCUUCACCAAAAGAAACAAACCUCACCCCCCUGGGCCUCCCCCGAGCCAAACGUUUGAAGAAGAAAGAGUUCAGUUUGGAGGAAAUCUACACAAACAAGAACUACAGGUCUCCAUCUGCUAACAGCAGCAGUCUGGAGACGAUCUUUGAGGAGCCGCGGGAGAAGGACGGAGCGCUGCUUCUGAUUGGUCAGCAGAGACGGCGCCGCCUGCUGCACUUUCCUGAUUUCACCCAACCACGGAAGAGGAAACGCCCCGCUCCAGGCUUGGGGCUGGUUGCCAUGGUGCCCAGGAAGCGGGCGGCGGCCAGACGUGGUUGCCGUGACGACGACUGUGACUCAGACGUGAUGCUCCUGCAGCGACUGAGCGCGCUCCACGACUUCCUCCAGCGCCAAGGCCUGGACCAGGACUCCUGAUCCAGACCCGGUUCAGACCGACCCGGGCUGUGUCUGAAUGUCUCUCCUCACCCCUCACCCCGUAGCAGUCUGGAUCUGUCCUCCUCGUCAAAGUCACUCAGGUCACGACAGUCGAGUCAUGUCGAGUCACGACAGUCGAGUCACGUCGAGUCACGACAGUCGAGUCAUGUCGUGUCAUGUGACUCUGGUGUAAAAAAACUCACACCUCAAGUGUCAUAAAUCCUGAUCCUGAAUGACACAAGAAUAAUCACACACACUUGUGUCCACAUGGUUCUCACACGCUUGUGUCCACAUGGUUCUCACGUACAGACUGGAUUCUUGUUUUUUGUGUCUCGUCCGACGCCUGAAUCUUGACUUUUGGACACAGUCCCACUUUAGACUCAGUUUAGACCCGGUUUAGACCUGGUUUAGUUCUAGGAUGGUCCCAGUUAGAAUGAUCCCAAAAAAACAACGAACUGUUGCACAGAAAAGUAAAACGGCCGGAUUUGAGCCGUCACAGGACCUGACCUCACUUCCUGUCCCCGCUGACCUCACUUCCUGUCCCUCACUCCCUGGGCCUGUCGUCCACGGAAACGGCCUGAGCCUCGGCUGCUGCCCCUGUGUGUGUGUGUGUGUGUGUGUCUGUGUGUGUGUGUGUGUCUGU